This is a messenger RNA of Cherax quadricarinatus, 7660 nucleotides long. Its product is annotated as adhesive plaque matrix protein-like. NCBI's taxonomy places the organism in Eukaryota, Metazoa, Arthropoda, Malacostraca, Decapoda, Parastacidae. The record is from RefSeq and is a predicted model, not a curated record.
GUGUGGUCGGUAGUGUUGUGUGUGUUGGUGCUACAAGUCACCAGGAUGGUGUCGCUCAAGGUGGUGUGUGUGAUGGCGUGUGUUGUUGUGGUGGUGAAUGCCACAGCUGUCCCCAUCCCCAGAUCAAACCCUCAACCCUGGCCACUUCCCCAGCCUCAGCCCACUCCACAACCUUCCCCACACGCAGACGGUAUCCCCAGCGCAGAUUCAACUGUCGGAGGCAAAAGUCCUAAUUCAGGGCCUAGUCCCUUACCUGAUACGGCCUCGAAGCCUGAUGUAGGGCCCUCGGCCAUUCCACAACCUAAGGGCCAACAAGACAAAGACUCUUUUCUAAGACGAUCAGGAUCAAGACGCAGAGGAACACUUGAUUCCAGACUUAAGAUGAACGCCAGGAUGAAGGGCGCACGCUUUCCAUUUUUCUUGCCGCCAGAAGAUGGUGAGCGGAUCAGAGAACCUGCAAAUAGUGUAGGUGAAGGUGAUACAGCAGCCUUGAGGGACAUCCAACACAAGCGUGGCAACAUUAUACCAAUGCUACAACCAGUACCACUGGACCAGGAAGGCAACCCUACUGCUCGACCUUCCAGCCAGCGCGCUCUUGAGGUACCUGUUGGUACCGGUAUACUUGUCAGCACCGGCGCGGGGUCUCGCCCAACCAGUGGACCUUCUGGUUUACCUCAGUUUCCAUUCGAUAACUCCUCAAAUCGACCUAAUAAUCCCGCAAGGCAGCCAUUUGAUGUUUCGCCAGGUCAACCAUUCGGGAGUAACACUCCACAGUUCAGUUUCCCGAAUGCUCCUCCAACUGGAACCAUACCUCCGCCUCCCACUUUUCCUCUCUCGCCUCCCAUAUCAUCUCAGAGACCUCUCCCUGGGUCUCUUUUCCCAAAUUCUCUUUUCCCAACACCUGCAACCCAAAGCCCCUCGUUUCCACAGCAAACAACACCCUUCCCAUUUGCACCCCAGAGGCCGACGUCUUUCUUCCCAACCACACCAAGACCCUUUAUUCCAGGUUCAACCUCCGCUAGUCCCUUAAAUCCCAGUACCUUUACACCACGACCAACAAUACCAAGCUCCUUUACACCAUUUCCGACAACACCAAAUCCCCUUUUCCCAAGACCAACAACCCCAAGCUCCUUUAACCCAAGUUCCUUUAACCCAAAUUCUUUUACCCCAAGCUCCUUUACUCCAGUUCCAACAACCCCAAAUUCCUUUACCCCAUUUCCAAUAAACCCAAGCUCGUUCAAUCCAAAUUCCUUCAACCCAGUAUCAACAACGCCAAAUCCCUUUGCUUCGGUAUCCAAUACUACGCCGAAUCCUUCUUUUCCGGUUUCUAACACCCCCAACUUAUUUUUCCCGUUAUUUAAUACCCGACGACCCUCAUUCCCAGUUUCUAACAACCCUAAUUUCUUUGUCCCUGUACCUAAUGCCCAAAAUCCUUUGUUCCCUUUAUCUAAUCCUAAUUUAUUUUUCCCUGUUUCUAAUGUUCAAGGUCCCUCAUUCCCAGUGUCUAACAACCCUAAUUUAUUUUUCCCUUUAUCUAAUGGUCAAAAUCCUUCUUUUCCAGUAUCUAACAACCCUAAUUUAUUUUUCCCAGCGUCUAAUGACCAAAACUUUUUAUUUCCAUUAUCUAACAAUCCUAAUUUCUUUGUCCCGCCUACUAAUUCCCUAGGUAACUCAUCCCCAUUAUCUAACACUCAGAACUUCCUCUUCCCAGUAUCAACAACAACCGUCAGUCCUUCUCAGAGACCCACAAACUUCCAACAAUUUUUUCCUCCCUCCUCGACCCCUAACGUUCUUUUUCAAGGACAAACUAGCCAAGCCCCAUUCUCGCCGGAGGUUACGACGCGGAGGCCAUUCUUCCCGAUACCAACAGCUCAAAGCUCUCCACAAGAGAGACCAUCGACGUCCAACGCGUUCUUCCCAGGACCAACCAGCACCUCCACAAGUUCUCCAGCAGUGUUUUCUAGACCAACGGGAGCUCCUCCAAUAUUCCCCGGUCCACCGCCACCUCCAGAGGAGCCUCAGAACUCACAAGGUUCAGCUUCAGGGUUCUCGAGACCAACUUCAAAGCCCACCGUGAAUCCGAUCCCGUCGUUCGGUCAACAGAAUCCAAACUCUCUCUCUCCCAUCCCCAACUUCAACAGAUUCCCAGCUGUCCGGCCCCUCCCUCCCCAGAAUCAAGGGUUCUCACAAUUCACAAAUUAGAAUGCCCAUAUCUUGAAUUUUCCCAGUGCCACAGACCCUGUCCGGCUGGACAUACCUGAGGAAGAGAAAGACAGUGACAUAGUUACAGGAGCUUUCUUAUCUCCGGUGUUGGCACUGCAGUCACAUCUCCACGAAUUCGGACAAAUUAGAAGUUAACUACUUCAUGUUGAAAGGAUUUAGGGCAGACUGAAAGCAUUUCAGUGUAUUAAGAAGUCAGUUUAUGCCAAAUAAGAAACUAUUUUAAUCUGGCAGUGAUUAUCAUAAAAGUAUCUAUGGCAUCGAAAUAUGAUUUUCGAUAAGCAUUGUGUUAUUUUAAAAUAGUCGGUCAUUUCCGAUCAAAACCCAGCCAUUUUGAGUAUUAAAAGGCUUUUAUACGAAGUACAAUGAUCUGACGAAAUUUAAACUAAUUUCCUUCCCCAAAAUCAUUUGUUGGUUUGUUUAGCACAUAUUAAAAAAAUGCUCAUUGAGCAGUUAACACAAUUAUUCUAAUCCAUUUGUAGCAUAAUGUUUUCACUUAUGAUAAUAGCUCUAUAUCAAUUUCGAAAACCUCAAAACUGGAAGAGGGAAUGAACACUUUUCAGAUUCUUCUUAUAAUUCAUAAUAAUUUUUAUUAUAAGUAGUAUGUUUGGUUAAACAAAUUGUUAACGUAUUUGUAGGAAAACAUGAGGAAGCACAUUUGUCUGUUGUGCUCUUUUUGCCCUUAAAGAAAAAUAGCCGCUGUUAAUACUGGCUUCCUUACCUUCGUGUGUCAGUGAGAGCGUAAUGGUUAUCAUUAUAAUCAUAAUUUUUAAAGGAGUGGACGGGUAAGCCAAUGGAAGGUCUCGGUCAGAUGAUCAAAAGCUCCAGCUGUGGGUCAUCAUAUGACAAAGACUCACGUCAGGAAAUACUUGUCUUGUUUCCUGACAAGUCUUACCUAACCUAACCUUCGUGUGUGUGACUAUUUAAUGGUCCAAGUGGGACCGAAACGUUGUCCAUAAGUUUCUCUCUGCUAUGUGCGGGUUAUGUGUGUAUGAUAGUUUACUCUAACGUCAGUUUUAGGGAUUAUAGUAUUCUUGACUGGUGGUGUACAGGUGGCUUGGUUGGCAACGCUCUCUCCUUACACAUUGAGUGUUCGUGGUUCGAUCUCUGGUAUGAAUGCAUAUGUUGGGCAUGUUUCCUUACACAUGCUGUCCCUGUUCACCUAGCAGUAAGUAGGUACCCGGGUAUUAGUCGACUAGUGUGGGUGGCAUCCUGGGGGCCAUGACUUCAGGACUCGAAUAGAAAUAAGACAGACAGUCCUCGAUGACGCACUGACUUUCUUGGGUUAUUCUGGGUGGCUAACCCUCAGGGUUAAAAAUCCAAAUAAAUCUUAUCGUCGUGUAGUCAGUAGGGGUUUUAAACGCAAUAAACCAACCAACCUUUUAGAGAUUUAGAUUUUUAGAUUUUGCCACCGAAGUGGCUAGUUUAUUGUGCACCCCAUAUCCAUCCUGUAGACGGUAGCGCAAGAGCAUAUGGAUACACAAAAGGCCUAGGAACUAAGACCCAAAAGGGGUUAACAGGUGUACAUAUGGAUUUAUACCUACAUAUCUACAGUUCACUUAUGUGUUACAAGCAAAUUUAGGGAAUUUGCUUAGUAUAUCUGGUAUCUUAUUUUCAUUAAUAAGAUAUCUUGACAUGUAACAUAGGUUAUUAUACUGUCUAUCUCUGUAUUCCUCAAUAAGUGGACAAUUAAGCACACAGUGUUCAAGACAGUGACCAUAUGCCUGGUCACAUAAUUUGCAUUUAGUUUGAUCAUCAUCUGUGUGUCUCCCAAACUGCCAGAAGUACUUGUAACCAAGCCUAAGCCUGGCCACUACAACAUCAGUCAGUCUGUUCACAUUGCAAGUUGCUCCAUAAACAUACUUAUCUACGUUCAUGUUAUCAUAGUGGGUUAUAGAUCUACUCAGGCUUCUAACUGCAUCCCUAUAACAAUCAUUUUCAUUAUUUACUUCUCUUCUAAUAUUAUUCCUAAUGCUAGACACAGAUAUACUAAAGUUAUAUUCUACAUUCUCCUUCAGGGUACUCUUCUUGGCUAGCAUAUCAACUUUAUCAUGAAGGAGUAAUUCAAUGUGUGAUGGGAUCCAUAGCAACUGUAUAUUAAUUCCUUUGUCCCUGAUUUUUGAGUAACUAUACCUGGCUUCUCCAAUGAGCAUGUUGUUGGAGUCAUUAUAGGAAUCAAGAACACUCAGUGAUGACAUGGAAUCAGUAAUGAUGAUCGAGUCACUCUCAGUGUCGUAAGUUAGCUUUAGCGCCAUUAGGAUUGCAAACAAUUCAGUUUGCAAUGUAGACGCCCAGUUGUUAAUUCUUAUGCCUAGUUCAACAAAGUUUAUUAUCGUUCUUGACUAGGGAGGUGGUAACAAGAGCAGAUGCAGCCCUGCCAGAAGACUCCUGUUUAGAUCCAUCAGUAUAUAACUUGUAUAACUUAUUACUACCAGCUAGGCGAGAAAUUUCUUCUUGAGCAGUUGCUUUAACAAGUGAUUUAAGGAAGGGAUUACUAGCAAUGAGCUUCUUGGGAGGGACUUGCAGGUAUGUGAUAUUAAAUGAACACAUCUUCCAUGGAGGGGUGAAAUGCUCUUGUUGUCUACAGUGAUACAGUUCAUGCAGGUUAUAAAACUAUGCAGUUGCACGUUUUCACAAUCCAUUUAGAUCUGUGUGUAUCUACUUCGAGACAUUUAGUAAGAUGCAUUGUGACAGUGUCUGGUUCAUUUCUUAACAUUAUAAUGCAGAAUACAGUGUUAAUCUCAACAAUCCUCUCACUGAUACUAGAAAUACCAAGCUCCGUCUUAAUAUUAAGAACCUUUGUAGAUUUGGGACAGCCAAGAAUAAUUCUGAGAGCUUCAUUUUGCAUUAACUCCAAGGGUCGGAGAAAACUUUCUCCAGCUAAUAUCAACAUGGGAGCAACAUAAUCAAUUAAGGACCUAACAUAGGCUAUGUACAUCAUUCUCACGAUUCUCACAUUAGCACCAUAGUUGGGGUUGUAGCAGCAACAGCUUUGAGAGCAUUUAGCCUAUAUUUGCAUUUCUUAUUUAGUUGUGGUACAAUGGAUUUGUUAAAGUGUACAUCUACACCAAGAUAUCUGUAAGUUUUAACAUAGCUAAUGUUUUCACCCUGUAAAUAGAUGGGUGGGGGAUGUCGUUUGCUUGUUAAUAUCUUUGUUUUAGAGGAAGAUAUUAUGAGGCCUAGUCGAUUACAAAUUGCUUGAACUUCAUUAAGAAUGGUACUCAUCUUCUUAUGCCCUGUUGUAUAGAUCAUGAUGUCAUCAGCAUAGUUUAUAGCUAUAUGUUUAGGUGAGGCAGGCAGAGCAUUUAGGAGAGCAUUAAUCAGAAUAUUAAAUAGCAUGGGACUGAGAACUCCUCCCUGCGGUGUGCCUAGGGGCAUUUCUUUAGACUCACUUCUAAAGCCUUGGUAGAGGACAGAGGAUACUCUAUUUGACAGGUAUCCUAUUACCCAGCAGAGUAAGCUACCACCAAUAUUCAUUUUGGCUAGUUCAUGUAGUAUAACGGUUGUGUUCGCGAUAUCAAAUGCAGAUUUUAGAUCAAGAAAUGUGGUAAAACUAGUAGAGGUGUAUGCAGUGAGAAAGGUGGAAAUACAGUUCUGCACACUUUUACCUUUCAUGAACCCAUAGAGGUAGGGGGAAAGUUUGGUGUCUGAUUCUGUAGUACAGUCUGUUAAGUAUCAUUCUUUCAAAAGUUUUACAAAGACAACUAGUUAAGGAGAUCGGUCUAAAUGUAUCAGGCUGUUGGGGUUUAGGGAUAGGCACGAUGAGACUAUUGGUCCAGGAAGUAGGAAGAACGUCCUCAAUGUAACUGAGAUUAUACAGUGCCAACAAUGGGUUAUCAGGCAUGUGCCUUAGAGUUCUGAGAAUAUCAUAGGUUAUACCAUCCUCUCCAUGAGCAGUUGAUCGACCUUUAGUUAAUACAUUAUCUAAUUCAUACUCGGUGAAGAGGCAAUCACUCUCAUCAGUAUUUUGGCUCAUAAAAUUAAUCAGUUUCAGCAUUUCUUCAGAAGCACACCUUUAAGAGGGAAAUCUUCAUCCCACAUUAUUAAUUGUUAAGGAAAGGUCUUUGAGGUGUUUAAUUUGCUCGCCUUCUCUCGACCCGCACACUACAGAAGAAAACUUUGUUCGGAUUUAUAACUCCGGAGGGUUAGUAAUCUAGAAUAACCCAAGAAAACUAAUCACUGUGGCUUACUUCCACUGAGGUCCUUGGAUCCUCUUCCACAGGAUGCGACCUACAUACUACCAGGUGAACAGGGGCAGCAGGUCAACGGUAACAUGCCCAACGUUUCAACUCGUCACAGGAUUGUCUCCCUCUCCCCAGUCCUUUAAGUUUUUGUCAUGGGGCUAUCAUUGAGCCACGAGCCAUGUUCAUAUAGAAGCACUGAACCAGUUGGGGGUUAGGAGGUAAUGAGAUUUAAUGAAAAUAAGGUGUGGGUAGCUCCAAUUCUUUGGAUCAAGAGUCCUUCACCAUUAUCAAGGCACUUCCCUUGAAGGGAUGUGUUUCAGUGCCUCACAGCAGUUUGAGGAAAGAAGUCCACACGUCAAGGUUGAGGAGACAGUUGUCAUCAAUUAUGGUAGUAAUACCGCCACUUGUGAAUAAGGGAAAUUACCACCAAACCCUUAGCUAUCUUCAACAGGAAACUCGACAGAUUCAUCAGAAACAGUUCCUGAUUAACCGGGUUGUGGUGUAUAUAUUGGACGGCAGGCACUAACAAUUUGAUAAAUCAGGUCAGCAACUUGGAGCCCGGGUCUGGGGCCGGGUCGCGGGGGCGCUGACCUUCGGAAGCGACUCCAGGUACAUGAUGAGCUCCAGCCAAAUUAUUCUUGUCUGUUAUAGAGGUAAUGAGCCAUAGUAUCCUCUGCUUCAGUGAUAUUGUCAUGUACCAUGGCCUGUGAAGCUCUCGCUUCACACGCUGAGGGCCCAGGUUCGAUUCCCGGCGUGGUGGAAACAUUUCGACACGUUUCCGUACACCUGUUGUCCUGUUCACCUAGAAAGGAGGCACAUGGGUGUUAGUUGACUGAUGUGCGUCGCAUCCUGGGGACAAGAUAAAGGACCCCAGUGGAAAUAAGACAUAUUGUCCCUCGAUGACGCACUGACUUUCUUGGGUUAUCAUGGGUGGCUAACCCUCCGGGGUUAAAAGUCCGAACAAAAGCUUAUCUUACCUUCUCUGAUGUGAAUAUCAAAGGAAGAAGUUAAUAGAGAGAGGUCCAUGUCUUAAAUCCAUGGAUAUAAGACACUAGUGAUACUUGUUACCGAUUUAGAGACUUCCACACUGACAGCCUGGCCUGAAGCCAGACUUCUCUGUUAAAUGUCUGAUCAAACAGGCUCUUGCUGCCUGUAGGCCUACAUAACCAUUACAACCUGGCUAGUCAUGCGCUUUCUGUCUAGUGUUUCUUAUAUCUGCUGAUAAAAGGCUGAUGUGUUGGAUCGCAGAUGUUAGU